CCCCCGCUAUCCCCACCCGCCUCGCCCCGCUGUCCCCAACCGCCUCCUCCCCCGCCUCGCCCCGCUAUCCCCGCCCCGCCUCCGCCCCGCCUAUCCCCGCCC
Molecule: messenger RNA, 102 nt
Organism: Penaeus vannamei (Pacific white shrimp)
Lineage: Eukaryota; Metazoa; Arthropoda; Malacostraca; Decapoda; Penaeidae
Source: RefSeq, a predicted model, not a curated record